AUGUUAAUUAUAAAAAUGAAAGAAAAAAUAUUAGGAAUUAUAAAUUGUGUAAAAUUUGAUAAGUCUAACAAUAUGUGGAGGAUGAGAUAUUAUUUUUAUAAUUUGAGGGUUAAAAGAAAUUUUGUUUUUUUCACAAAAAAUUAUAAAAAUAUAAUUUUAAAUAGUGAUAAAAAAAAUAUAUAUCAUUUUUAUUAUAGUAAUAAAAUAAAUAAGGAAAGAAAUGAAUUAGAAAUAAACCCUGAUAAAGAUAAUAAAAAUAUAGAAAAAAGAGAUAAUGAAUUAAAAAAAAAAAAUGAAAUAAAAUUCAAAAGUGGAAAAAGUUGUUUUUUAGGAAUAACUUGUUUUAUUAUAUCAUUAUUUUUUUAUUGUACUCUUCAAAAAGUUCCAGAAGGUUAUAUAUGUUUAUUAGAAAAUAAAAAAGAUAAAACAGUUUUGCCAUAUAUAUAUGAUGAUUUAAUGACAUUUUUUUUUAACCCUAUAAAAUAUAAUGUUAUAUUUAUAAGAAUUAUUCCUAUUCAUAAAAAAUAUACAAAUAUAUAUGAAACAUAUGAUAAAAAAAAAGUUCAAGUUAAAUUAAAAAUCAAACUUAAACCCAAAAUUCCAUUCAUUCGAGAAAUUUAUAGUUCUUUUGGUGUAAAUUAUAGUACAAAUUUUAUAAAAAAAGAAUUAGAUAUUGAUAUAAAAAAUGUUAUAAAAAAUUACAAACUUGAUAGUUUUAUAAUUUCAAAUAAAAAUAAAUCUGAUUCAAUAAAUGAAAUAUCUCCAGAUGAUAUAAUUGAUGAGAUUGUAGAUAGAUUCUAUGACACUUCUAUUUUUCACAAAAUAGUUAUAUUAGAUGUGUUAUUAUCAUUUGAACCCGUAAAUGAAGAAAGCUAA
Molecule: messenger RNA, 876 nt
Organism: Plasmodium yoelii
Lineage: Eukaryota; Apicomplexa; Aconoidasida; Haemosporida; Plasmodiidae
Product: prohibitin-like protein PHBL, putative
Exons: 1
Coding region: 1-876 (291 amino acids)
Source: RefSeq, a predicted model, not a curated record